Funneliformis geosporum is the source of this 262-nucleotide messenger RNA. Lineage: Eukaryota; Fungi; Glomeromycota; Glomeromycetes; Glomerales; Glomeraceae. The record is from the annotation of a GenBank genome assembly.
AUGUCCAAUAGUUGGCAUCCUAACCUUCGUUCCCCUGAUACAACCACACAAUCUUUAGAAAUCUCAAAUAUAGCAUAUAUGAAUGACACUACAUUAAUCUUAAACUCUCAAGAAAAUUUAAAUUCUCUUCUCAAAAUUACUGAUAGUUUUAAUCAUUUAAAUAAUAUACUCACAAAUGAUGAUAAAGGAAUCCUAAUAACUACAGCCAAUCCAUCCUAUAUUCUAUAUUCUACACCCUAUAAUCCUAACUUCUUAACUUCUC